UAUCUUCAGUAUUUACAUAAAUAAUAGGCAAGACUGAAAAAACAAAGGUAAUAAAAAAGUAUUCAUUCACUUGUGUUGGAUCAAAAUUGGAAUAAACAGACACGUGAGGAAGAUUACAAAUGUACCCCCUCACUCAUAUACAUGUAACAAGAUGUAUAAUUUGCUUGACCUUGCUGCAAUGAUUGAUACCAAUCAAGACUAGGAAAAUGAUUUUAGGACAAAUUUCAUGAAAAAAAUAUCAUUUAAGCAUUUACAUUUCACGAUAUUGCCACUAUGAUAUUUGAAGAAUAAUAACUGCUUUCUGAUGUUUAGACAAGGUUUGAAAUUUUUAAUUUGAGUUUUAAUGAGGGGUGCAACUUUAUAUGUGAUGCAGUUUGAAGGACUUUCCUGGUGUGUUUGCUUCCACCAUGAGAGAGUUGGAAGCUUUGCUGGCUCUAGAUGAUACAAAACUGAAAGCGUCAUUAGAGUGCUACCAACAUCUGAAUUCCGUUCGAAGAGGCCCUUAUCGAGCUGUUCAACUUGUUUCCAUAUUGAUCUUCGUCAUCCAUUGUCCGACUGAAGGCCCAGAACUAAAGGAUCCAAAACUUAAAAAGGAUAUGAAGCAGUCUGCAUUGAUCCAAAUGGCAUGGACGGCUACAUUCAUUUGCAUGGGUCGCCUUCUUGAUAGAUGUCUAACGGAUAAUCUUCUGGACUUCAACUCCCUUUUACCAGCUGUGCUAGUGUUCAUAGAGUGGUUGGUUGGCAUGCUUGAUAAAGCAGAAGCGUAUUGCGCUGAUGAAAAAGUUACCUGUGCAAUGUCUUACUUUUUUGGUGCUUUUGCUGAACUUCUGAACCGACUUGAUAACAAUGAGGAUGAAGUUGAGUCUGUUUAUCAUACUGCUCUUUGGGAAGAGUACAAGUUGAGGGGCUUUGCCCCCGUGGCCCAAUCACAUCUGCCAUUGGAUUUCACUAUUCAUGGGGAUUGUAUGGACAAUUUUGAUAGUAUGAAUGUGUGUCGUGUCCAUCGUAUCUUUCAUGCUGCGAUGAAAUUGGUGGCCAGAUCCAAUGGUUCUCAAAAGUGGAUCUUUUAUGAUAAGUUGGGAAGAAAAUUCUAUACAGCAGAGUCAGUGAAAUUUCAAGACCAAGGAGAAACAAAAGUAGCGGCAUGCAGUUAUUCUCAUGAAGGUAAACAGCCCCAUCAGCAUAAAUGUGGAACCACAAAAGAAAAUGAGGAAGAAGUCAAUGGGAAGCAUCAGAAACAACCUAGUACAAAUGUUGAAUCUCUCAAUGUGGAAGAUGAGGAACAUAAAUGUGGAACCACAAAAGAAAAUGAGGAAGAAGUCAAUGGGAAGCAUCAAAAACAACCUAGUACAAAUGUUGAAUCUCUCAAUGUGGAAGAUGAGGAAGUCAUUCUCUUCAAGCCUCUCACAAGAUAUAAUUCAGAACCACUUCAUACUUACAUCACCACAAAUGAUCAAAGUUCUACUGAAGGUACAAAGGAGCAUGCAGCACCUUCUGAUGAAUGCUUGCGCCGUGCCACAUCAUUGCUUAUAGCACAAAACCAAUUGCAGACUGAUCCCUUCAAUUUUCAUUCAAACACCUCUAAUGUUAGAUUCAACAAGCCAUUGAAGCAGCAAGAACCUAUUUUGAAGGAUUCAGCAACAUAUCCUGCAGGACCUCCCUCGCUCAGUGGUUGGGUCUUCAAUAGCGGUCAGAACCUUGAAAGAGAGAAAGGAACAAUGGAUUAUAAUAAACAUUUGUUGAGCCCUAUUGAGGAAGUACCUUCUGCAUCCUUGAAUGCUCUCUCCAUCAGCGAAGCUAAGGACAAUGCAACUGGUUCUGGGCACGUUUCUCCCAUAACCCGCAACAACUCCUCUCCAUAUGUGGCUCCAGUGCCCUCUGCCCCUUUAUUACCUGAUGAAGCUGUUUGGUUCAGGAGCAAUUCAAGUUUUUCUGAGAGCAAAAACACAGUGGGGAUUAAGGAAGCUGAUGGUAUUCUUGGUGCAUCACCUGUUGGUGGAUACUCAAAUUUGUCUGUAGCACAUAGACCAUUCGAUUCUGGUCCUGCCGUACCAGGUUUCAUUGGUGGAUACCCACCAAUUUUUGGAAUGAGUUCUUCUGAAUGGCUUUAUCAGUAUGCAAACAAUCGCAAUCACGAGCUAGUUAAUAACCAUGUUCAACCAGUUCAAGUCAAUCCACCUGGACAUAUUGGAAACUUCAAUGGUCAUGACACUUCAAGGUUUGAUCUGUUUAAUCGAUGGGGAAAUCCUUUGGUUUCAAGCCGGAUGGUAUAUUUGGAGAGCCCAGAAUCGCAUCCAGGUUUACCUCCUGUUUAUCAUCUGGAAGAACUAAACAGGGAUAAACUCUUUCUUGGCUACCAAAGGCAAUCCCCUUAUGGAUGUGGUACAGGACCUGCAGGUAUAGACCUGGAAGCUGAGCAGCCACACCUUCUGCAAUAUCUUAAAGAAAGAGAAUGGCAAUUGCAGCGGGAUGCUCAACUAAGAGGUCCUACGUACAUGGGGAAUUGAAUAUAUCAUAUGGAAACCCACAAAAAAAAAAAUAAAAAAACAUGCAUUUUCCUGUGACUGGAUGCCUGAUUUUGCAUAUAGUUUGCAUCCAUGUAGCCUGUAAUGUCAAAUUCAGAUAGCUUACAUGCAUGUGUAGAUGUCUCUAUGUAUAUGUGUAUACCCUGUAUAACAGUGAGUUAAACUAGUGUACGAAUGUGCACCUGCCUAAAAUGGAGCUCUUCUUCUUCCUUUUUUUUUGGACUAUCCAACAACGAUGACAAAUUAAUUGUGACGGUAUGUGUACAUGUAUAUGUUCUUGUCUUAUGGAG
This is a messenger RNA of Ilex paraguariensis (yerba mate), 2815 nucleotides long. The record is from the annotation of a GenBank genome assembly. NCBI's taxonomy places the organism in Eukaryota, Viridiplantae, Streptophyta, Magnoliopsida, Aquifoliales, Aquifoliaceae.